ACGGAAGGGAUUAUUAGUGUAAAAUUAUAAAACAAAAAUAUGAAAAAAUAUAUAUAUUAAAUAUCAGGAGGUAACUAGUAUAAUAUAAUAAAAAAAAAACACACAUUGAGCGAAUAGUAAUUAUCCCUUAUUUAUUAAAUUUUGAGAUAAAUAAUAAUUUAAAAUAUUUUUAAGUAACUUUCUUAAUAAAAUUUUUAAUAUUUAAAAAUAUUCUUAAUGCAAUAAAUAUUAAUAAAAAAAGUUUAACUUAGUUUAUAUCGAUAUUUAUAUUAAACUCAUAAAUAACUAAUAUAUAUUGAUUAAGUUUUUUAAUAAUUAAGUAUAUAUUUAUAUAGGAAAGUUCUUAUAUACACAUGACAAAUAGGAGAAUGUGGUGUCACAAUAGAGGCCACAGACUCUUUGGUGAAGCCGUCGGGUCAAAUUGCCGAUUUUGAUAGAUAGAAGGUACAACAUUUCGGAUUCCAAAAACUUUACUUUGAUGUAUCUAAGAACCCUCCAUCUCUACUAAAAAAAUAAAAAAAAUAAAAAAAAUGAAAAAAGAAGAAUCAUCUUAAGCAAACGAGUUCAGAAGAGAAAAAAGAAAAAGAAAAAAUCAAAUAUAAUAGUGAGCUCCAGGAUGUUUGGCUUCACUUCUAUCUCUGCCCUCAGACAUGCAGCGAUUAAAUGGGCAAAAUAUUACGUCUACUUCACAAAGGCUGCCUUCUUCCUUUUAGGUCUAGUUUUCGGACACGGAUUAGUGAAAAAUGCAGUCGUAGAUUCUCUGAUGAUUUAUAUAGGAGAAGAAAACUGGGGACUUGCUAAAUCUGCCGCUGCAGUUAACACUCAAGAAGCGAUUGUAGCUAUUCUUACUAUAGUAAAUGCUCACGUCGCUGAUGCCUGGGUAGGUCGGUUCAAAAUCGUCGUAUACACCACAGCUUCUUAUAUCGCUGGAUUGGUGCUAUUAUAUUUUUUCCAGAAGACAAAACUGCUACUUGUGUCACUGUUGCUCGUAGCAUCGGGAUUCGCCGGAAGAGAACCUACUUUCAGAGCUUUUUUUGCAGAUCAAUUCACCGGUCAGGAUGAGAGUCAACUUGAGGCCCGUUCAUCAUUUUGGUGGUAUGUGGUAAAGUUCGUAGGGGCUGCAAUUUCUGUAUUUUUAAUAACUCAAAAAUCUUGGAGAAGUACCUUUAAGAUUUCAGCAAUAGUGAUGGGAGCAGCUUAUUUAUGGUUUUUGUUUGGCGCUCGGAUGCGCUUGUACAAUUGCCACGGGCCAACUACAAGUCCUGUCACUACUCUUUAUAAAGUUUUCAAGGCAGCUAUUCGUAAACGAUGCCAUGAUUUUCCUGAUACGCCUGAUGGCUACUACAUGAACCAAGGACGUGAAAUACCACAUUCUCCUUGCCAUCCAAUUCUAAGGUGGAUGGACAAAGCAGCUAUCCAAACAAAUGAAGCAGAAGUCGAAGGUAAUUACCUCUGCCGAGCAGCAGAAGUGAAAAAUGCAAAGCGCCUGUUGACAAUGCUUCCAUUGUGGAUGACUUUUCUCAUAUACGGUAUGGUACAGGCGGCAGGGAGUACUUUCUUUAUUGAACAAAGCAAUGGCAUGGAUGUCUACAUUAACGAUAACUUUGAUUUCCCCAUCACUGCUUUCUUUAUCUUAGAGUCACUAACAAGAGACUUAACUUCAUAUCUAGUGAAUUUUCUAAUCUCAAAGAUAUGUAGAGUAGAAGGGAAACAACCUGCCCAGCUUGUGAAAAUCAAUGCUGGGAUGUUCUUCUCCAUUCUGUGUUGUAUUGCUGCUUGGCAAGUUGAAGUUCACAGAUUCAAGGUGGUGAAGGAGCAUAAUCUAUUAAAUUCAGAAGAAGAUGAUGAUUAUAAGAUUCCCAUGACUAUCUUUUCGUUAGUUCCACAGUUCCUCCUGUUAGGAGUGAUGACUGGACUUGCAGAAGAUGGACUUAGCGAGUUCUAUUGUAACCAUGUAGAUGAAUCGAUGAAGCAGUUUGAUGAACCAUUCAAUGGCUUGCUGAUUGGAGUUGGAAAAGUUUUCACCGUUUUCUUUAUUCUAAUAAGAUCUACAAGUUGGUUUGGCGACACCAUAAACCAUAGUAGGUUGGAUAAAUACUUUAGGUGGCUAAUGAUACUCAGUUGUUGUAAUCUAUACUUCUGUGUUCUUGUUUCCUAUGCAUAUGUGCGCUUACAAAGCCAACAGCAUGAUGAGAACAUUCAAAAUCAGUCGCUGGAACCACCGUAGCUACAAGGCACACAAAAGCAGGGGGGGCAGCAAGAACCACCACCACAGCAAGACGACAGGAAAAUUAUCAGGAGUGCCAGCAAGCGAAACUAGAUUGAUGUUCUUGAAUAGAUCAGUAUGAUAACAUAUAAUAUUCUUACUGGAGACCUUUUUGCUAUGCGUUGGAAUAUUGUUUGGUUGGCAUUUCCUUUGAGGGGCCAAUAUUUGUACACUGUAAACGAUGGAUGUAAUGCAUUAUUAUAUAAAUAGUGUGAUAACGACUAAUUCAAUCAUUAUAAAAUAAAAAUAGAAGUCACUCAUGGUUUAUAAGAAAGAUAAAUAUUUAA
Molecule: messenger RNA, 2553 nt
Organism: Ricinus communis (castor bean)
Lineage: Eukaryota; Viridiplantae; Streptophyta; Magnoliopsida; Malpighiales; Euphorbiaceae
Product: protein NRT1/ PTR FAMILY 8.2
Exons: 4
Coding region: 617-2227 (536 amino acids)
Biological process (GO): transmembrane transport
Cellular component (GO): membrane
Molecular function (GO): transmembrane transporter activity
Source: RefSeq, a predicted model, not a curated record